Molecule: messenger RNA, 1181 nt
Organism: Postia placenta MAD-698-R-SB12
Lineage: Eukaryota; Fungi; Basidiomycota; Agaricomycetes; Polyporales; Adustoporiaceae
Exons: 2
Biological process (GO): regulation of transcription by RNA polymerase II
Molecular function (GO): DNA-binding transcription factor activity, RNA polymerase II-specific; RNA polymerase II cis-regulatory region sequence-specific DNA binding
Source: RefSeq, a predicted model, not a curated record
AUGGUCUUCAGCAGAAGCGAACAUCUUGCCAGGCACAUCAGGAAACACACCGGCGAGCGACCCUUCACUUGCCACUGCGGCAAGCAGUUUUCGCGUCUCGACAACCUUCGCCAGCAUGCACAGACCGUCCACGCCGACAAGCAAGAGCAGAACGAGCGCAUGAUGCACGAGCUCACCUCCCUCCAUGCCAGCAUGACCGCCGCUAACAAGGGCUCACAGCGCAGCAAGCGGGCACAGGCCUCCCUCGCUGCCUCCCAACCCGCUGCCGCCUCUGCUUCCCUUGCCGGAACCACCACCCCCAUGGCCGCCAUCAAGCAGGAGGACGCGCUCCACGCCCUGCCUCCCGUCGUCCACCAGCGCCCGGGCACCAGCACCGGCUACGAGGGCUCCGGCCUCUACCCCGCCAGCACCUGGCACGUCCAGACGUCCGACGUCGACCGGCCCAGCCUUCGCCCGACCAACAGCCAUUCCUUUCGUGACCCCGGCCAGUCCUUUCGUGCCUCCUCGUCUGCACACCCAGCCCCCGCUUCUCCCGCCAACCAACACCCCGGCCAGUCCUUUCUCGUCCCCUCCUCCGCCUUCAGCUUCAGUCUCCCCGAGCUCGUCGGUGGGGUUCGCCCCGGAUCCGGCGGCGGCCCUCCAUCAGCGCCCGAGUCCGCCCCACCCACACUCCCAUCCCUCGCUGCCGUCGUCUCCUCCGCCCUCCCUGCCUCCCUCGCUCGCCCGUUCCCACCACCCACAGCCCCCGCCGUCGCCGCACACCAGCAGCCACUCACACACUCACACGUACUACCCCUUCCCACCCCAAGCGGGCCAUAUGGUCAUGGACGGCGUCCCAACACUGCCGCUCGUCCCGGGACCGCACCCGCCUCAUACUACUACCCACCAAAUGCUUACGCCUCCGCUGCAGGACUACACGGCCUGGGGGCGUCUCACGUCGAGCUAUCCCUUCCACCAUUUGGACGCAGCGGCGGCGGCCUCGAGUCACUUCCACGACUCACUCCGGGCGGAUAUGUCGAUGUCGGAGACGACCGCGAGCCAACGUCUCCCACAGGCGCAUUCGGGGACUCUCCAUUUUCCUUCCACGCACCUGCAACAACAACAACAUCAUCAUCAUCAGGCGCGCCGGUCUCCUACGAACCAUAUUAUGGCGCAGGGAGUGCCCUCAACCCUCGCAAGCG